This is a messenger RNA of Aegilops tauschii subsp. strangulata, 974 nucleotides long. RefSeq names its product auxin-binding protein 4. The record is from RefSeq and is a predicted model, not a curated record. Gene Ontology annotation, biological process: positive regulation of cell division; positive regulation of DNA endoreduplication; cytokinesis by cell plate formation. Lineage: Eukaryota; Viridiplantae; Streptophyta; Magnoliopsida; Poales; Poaceae. Gene Ontology annotation, molecular function: auxin binding.
GGUUCUCCCAACUAACAUAGUAGUCUGAUUCACAAUCGGCGACAAGGUGCGAAAAAACCGAAGAGACACGUGAGAAAGAAAGCGCUAGAAGGGUUCUCCCAACUAACAUAGUAGUCUGAUUCACACGUGAGAAAGAAAGCGCUAGAAAGAUGGCGAGUGGACACACAACAGCUGCGUCCGUCCGUGGGCCCCGCUUCGCCGGCGCCGGCCGCCGCGGCGCCCUCCUCCUCGCGCUGCUCCUCGCCGCCGCGGCCGCCUUACUCCCAGUAGCCGAGCCUUCCUGCCCCCGAGACAAUUCAGUCGUGAAAGAUAUAAACAAAAUGCACCAGAGCAACUAUGGAAUUGGAGGAUUCUCGCAUAUAACCGUUGCCGGUGCGCUAGCUCACGGCAUGAAGGAGGUGGAGGUGUGGCUCCAAACAAUUAGUGCCGGCCAGAGGACACCUAUCCACAGACACUCGUGUGAGGAGGUCUUUGUUGUCCUCAAAGGGAGAGGCACUCUCUUGCUGGGGUCGACCUCACUGCCGUACCCGGGAACGCCUCAGGAGAUUCCUGUCUUUCAGAAUAGCACAUUCACAGUUCCUAUAAAUUAUCCACACCAGGUUUGGAAUUCUGAUGAACAUGAAGAUUUACAGGUGCUUGUGAUCAUAUCGCGCCCACCUGUGAAGAUAUUUUUGUAUGAAGAUUGGAGUAUGCCUCACACAGCGGCGAAGUUGAAGUUCCCCUUCGUCUGGGAUGAGGACUGCUUAGACGCACCUAAAGAUGAACUGUAGGUUGGAAAGUGCUCACAUGGCAGCGCAUCGGCCUCAGUCAGCGUACUGAUGAAGUGCGGUGUACAGCUUGCCUGCCUCCUAAUAAUGCGCAUGUCUGUGACAUCCUUUCUCUUGGAACAAUAUUUUCAUCACGGAUUAUGUACUUGAGAGCAUGAAGCAGCCUUCUGCAGCAAGAACUAUUUCCAAAUUUUGAAUUACCACUGU